AUGGCAUCUUCGUCAUGUUCUGGAAAUUCGCUCACAAAUGUGGAUCGUUUUGUUCUCAGUGUCACUCCAGAAGUUCCUUCUCACAAUCUUGUUCUUCAGAGCUGUUCUAAUGAACUAAAUAGCCAAUGGCUACCUCUUGGCAAGGACACUAUUGAAUGCUUUGAGUUGAAAGAUCUUUGGAACUGCUAUGAAAAAUGGAGUGCAUUGGGUGCUGGUACGCCGAUGCUGUUGGGAAACCACGAUGCUUUGAUGCAAUAUUAUGUUCCCUAUCUAUCUUCCAUCCAAAUCUACACCAGUAAGUCUGUUGCAGCUUCUUCCAGGAUUAAGAAAGAGGAAAGUGAUGCAGCUGAAUCUGAAUUUGAUUCCUCGAGUGAAGAUAGUGGAAGUGAUAGCCUAUCUAGAUCAUUAAGUAACAAUUCUAGCAAGGCAUGGGAUGCUGAUUCCUUGGAUUCGAGCUCUGAUCAAUCAGGUUCGUGGCCAACAAGGGAUAUGCUUGGAUACCUUUAUUUACAGUAUACCGAGACUUUACCGCCUUGGUUGAGGAUUCCAUUUUCUUUGAAGAUAUCGGAGCUUGCUAAAAGCCAUCCAGCAUUGAUGACUCUGAAAAGUGUGGAUGUUUCCCCUGCAAGUUGGAUGGCUGUUGCUUGGUACCCUAUUUAUUCCAUACCGAAUCAUCAACCAAGUGAAAAGGAGCUCUCUGCAUGCUUCCUAACUUACCAUACACUAUCAUCAUCUUUCCAAGAUUGUAAAACCACAUAUGAUGAUAUAGACAUAGGAAAAGACAUAAGCUGUUCUGAAGAAUGGGCAGGUGUGGGAAAGAAAAGCAAGGAAAACAAGAGUGGUUUUAAAUCUCUGUCUCCUUUCGGGAUGGCCAGUUACAAAAUGCAGAAACCUUUUUGGUUAAACUCAUCAUCCUCUUCUGAUUCUGGCAACGAAAGGGUGUCUGACAUGUACAGUGCCGCAGAAUCGUGGUUGAAGCAACUCAACGUUCACCACCACGACUUCAACUUUUUCACUCUCCGGUCUCCUUUGUAA
Molecule: messenger RNA, 1035 nt
Organism: Vicia faba (fava bean)
Lineage: Eukaryota; Viridiplantae; Streptophyta; Magnoliopsida; Fabales; Fabaceae
Source: the annotation of a GenBank genome assembly